AAGUGAGCUGCUGGGCCGACUGACGGUAACUGGGCUGAGAGGCUGUUCGCAGAGCGGGUUGAAGAUGAAUGCCAGAGGACUUGGAUCUCAGCUAAAGGACAGUAUUCCUGUUACUGAACUUUCAGCAAGUGGACCUUUUGAAAGUCAUGAUCUUCUUCGAAAAGGUUUUUCUUGUGUGAAAAAUGAACUCUUGCCCAGUCAUCCUCUUGAAUUAUCAGAAAAAAAUUUCCAGCUCAACCAAGAUAAAAUGAAUUUUUCCACACUGAGAAACAUCCAGGGUCUGUUUGCUCCACUCAAGUUGCAAAUGGAAUUCAAGGCGGUGCAGCAGGUUCAGCGUCUUCCAUUUCUUCCAAGCUCAAACCUUUCACUGGAUAUUUUGAGGGGUAAUGAUGAGACUAUUGGAUUUGAAGAUAUUCUUAAUGACCCGUCACAAAGUGAACUAAUGGGAGAACCACACUUGAUGGUGGAAUAUAAACUCGGUUUACUGUAAUGCAGUAUGCUGUCCGUGAAAACAGAGGGGCUACAUCUUGUUUAUAGUCGUCUUUUUACUAUAAUUUUAUGUACACAACA
Messenger RNA from Rhinolophus ferrumequinum (greater horseshoe bat), 570 nucleotides. RefSeq names its product proteasome maturation protein. The record is from RefSeq and is a predicted model, not a curated record. Gene Ontology annotation, biological process: proteasome assembly. Bases 65 to 490 code for a protein of 141 amino acids. Gene Ontology annotation, cellular component: cytoplasm; nucleus. The transcript has a single exon. NCBI's taxonomy places the organism in Eukaryota, Metazoa, Chordata, Mammalia, Chiroptera, Rhinolophidae.